UUUUUUUUGGGUCGUCAUUUUACCUUUUGAUAUUUAAUUCCUCUUAUCUCCGAUCCCAAGUUCCCAUUUUCUUCCCCUCGAAAUCUCACCCGUUUUCUCGAGAAAAUUCAAAGUAUAUGAGUGGAGAGAACUCUGAAUUUAGCUCUGGAAAGUCAUGUGCGAGUCCACCAGAACCUCUCGGUUUCAAUUUUCAGCAUAAUAUGGAGAAUAAUUCUCCCCAAAAUUUCUCUUUUUUCUUUCUUUUUAUGUAAUCUGACAUAAUCUCGAGAAUUCCCCUCCACCAUUUUUCUAUGUUAUGGAGCUGAGAAAAUCUUCAAUCAACAGCUGCCCGAUGAAAAAUUCCUCUCCGUUCACUACUUGCCGUCGAUGAGGAGCUCCAGAUUUCAAAUACCCAUGAUUGAGGCCUAAUUACUCUGUCACUCGAGGCAAUUAGCUCGAGGCAAUUCGGGGAAAAUUCUUCUUUUGGAAACUGGAACACGAACAGGCUCCAAAAAAGGAAAAUUUAACAUGGUUUCCGGAGGAAACAGCGGCAGUGGUCCUGGCCGUGCUGAAGAAGCAGCGUCCUCAAGUCACCGCAGUCUCCACACAACAACUCAUAAUAACCGGAGAGAACAAGCUCAAUCUUCGGGUACAAAAUCUCUUAGGCCGCAAAAUCAGCCUCAGAGCCACACAGAUUCAAUGAGCAAAGCUAUCCAGCAGUACACCGUCGACGCGAGACUCCAUGCCGUCUUCGAACAGUCCGGCGAGUCCGGCAAGUCGUUCGACUACUCACAGUCCCUCAAAACGACGACGUACGGAUCCUCUGUACCUGAACAGCAGAUCACGGCGUAUCUCUCCAGGAUCCAGCGAGGAGGCUACAUCCAGCCCUUCGGAUGUAUGAUCGCCGUCGACGAAUCCACCUUCAGAAUCAUCGGCUACAGCGAAAACGCGCGGGAAAUGCUAGGGCUUACGCCUCAAUCCGUUCCUAGCCUCGAGAAGCCGGAGAUUCUAGCGAUGGGAACGGAUGUGCGCUCUCUCUUCACGGCGUCGAGCUCAAUUCUCCUCGAGCGUGCGUUCGUGGCUCGAGAAAUCACGCUGCUGAAUCCGGUUUGGAUCCACUCGAAGAACACUGGUAAACCCUUUUACGCAAUUCUCCAUAGAAUCGAUGUUGGGGUCGUCAUCGAUUUAGAGCCAGCUCGAACCGAAGAUCCAGCGCUUUCGAUUGCCGGAGCAGUCCAAUCGCAGAAACUCGCGGUUCGCGCGAUUUCACAGCUACAGUCGCUUCCCGGUGGAGACAUUAAGCUUCUCUGUGACACUGUUGUGGAAAGCGUCAGAGACUUAACUGGAUACGACCGUGUAAUGGUCUACAAGUUUCAUGAAGAUGAGCACGGAGAAGUUGUCGCCGAGAGUAGACGAGACGAUUUAGAGCCUUACAUCGGUCUACAUUACCCGGCAACUGAUAUUCCUCAAGCGUCACGGUUCUUGUUCAAGCAGAACCGUGUCCGUAUGAUCGUAGAUUGCCACGCCACGCCGGUUCUUGUGGUCCAAGACGAUAGGCUCACUCAAUCUAUGUGUUUGGUUGGUUCUACUCUCAGGGCUCCUCACGGAUGUCACUCUCAGUAUAUGGCUAACAUGGGAUCGAUUGCGUCUUUAGCAAUGGCGGUUAUAAUAAACGGCAAUGAAGAUGACGGAAGCAAUGUCGCUGGUGGGAGAAACUCGAUGAGGCUUUGGGGUUUAGUCGUUUGCCAUCACACCUCUUCUCGCUGCAUACCGUUUCCUCUAAGGUAUGCUUGCGAGUUUCUAAUGCAGGCAUUUGGUUUACAGUUAAACAUGGAAUUGCAAUUAGCGUUGCAAAUGUCAGAGAAACGUGUUUUGAGAACGCAGACACUGUUAUGCGAUAUGCUUCUUCGUGACUCGCCUGCUGGAAUUGUUACACAGAGUCCUAGUAUAAUGGACUUAGUGAAAUGUGACGGUGCGGCGUUUCUUUACCAUGGAAAGUAUUACCCGUUGGGUGUUGCUCCGACAGAAGCUCAGAUAAAAGACGUUGUGGAGUGGUUGCUUGCGAAUCACGCGGAUUCAACUGGAUUAAGCACAGAUAGUUUAGGCGAUGCAGGGUAUCCCGGUGCAGCUGCGUUAGGGGAUGCUGUGUGCGGUAUGGCGGUUGCGUAUAUCACAAAAAGAGAUUUUCUUUUCUGGUUCCGUUCUCAUACUGCGAAAGAAAUCAAAUGGGGAGGUGCUAAGCAUCACCCUGAGGACAAAGAUGAUGGGCAACGGAUGCAUCCUCGUUCUUCUUUCAAGGCUUUUCUUGAAGUUGUUAAGAGCCGCAGUCAACCAUGGGAAACUGCGGAAAUGGAUGCGAUUCACUCGCUCCAGCUUAUUCUAAGAGACUCUUUUAAAGAAUCUGAGGCAGCUUUGAACUCUAAGACUGCAGAUGGUGCUGUUCAGUGUAUGGCAGGAGAGCAGGGGAUUGAUGAGUUAGGUGCAGUUGCUAGAGAGAUGGUUAGGCUCAUCGAGACAGCAACUGUGCCGAUAUUCGCUGUGGACGCUGGAGGCUGCAUCAAUGGAUGGAACGCUAAGAUUGCGGAAUUGACUGGUCUCUCGGUUGAAGAAGCCAUGGGGAAGUCUCUGGUUUCUGAUCUAAUAUACAAAGAGAAUGAAGAAACUGUCGAUAAACUCCUUUCUCGUGCGCUGAGAGGGGAAGAAGACAAGAAUGUGGAGGUAAAGCUGAAAACUUUCAGCCCUGAACUUCAAGGGAAAGCAGUUUUUGUGGUUGUAAAUGCGUGUUCGAGUAAGGACUACUUGAACAACAUUGUCGGCGUCUGUUUCGUCGGACAGGAUGUUACUGAUCAGAAAAUCGUAAUGGAUAAAUUCAUCAACAUACAAGGAGACUACAAGGCCAUUGUCCAUAGCCCUAAUCCGCUGAUUCCGCCAAUCUUUGCGGCGGACGAGAACACGUGCUGCCUGGAGUGGAACACCGCGAUGGAAAAUCGAGGAUCAGAAACAGUUCUUGAAACGAGUGUUUCUUGCGAGAAGCAGAUCUCGAGGAUUGUCAGUGACAUGGAUCUUGAAGGAAUUGAAGACGGUUCAUUUAAGCUAGAGAGGGUGGAGUUUUUCCUCGGAAGUGUCAUAAACGCGAUUGUAAGCCAAGCGAUGUUCUUACUAAAAGAGAGAGGUCUCCAGCUGAUUCGUGACAUUCCUGAAGAGAUCAAAUCUAUAGCUGUUUAUGGAGACCAGACAAGGAUUCAACAGCUCCUGGCUGAGUUUCUGCUGAGUAUAAUCCGGUAUGCACCAUCUCAAGAGUGGGUAGAGAUCCAUCUAAACCAAGUUUCAAAGCAAAUGGCUGAUGGAUUCUCCGCUAUCCGCACAGAAUUCAGAAUGGCGUGCCCAGGUGAAGGUUUGCCUCCAGAGCUGGUCCGAGACAUGUUCCAUAGCAGCAGGUGGACGAGCCCUGAAGGGUUAGGUCUAAGCGUAUGUCGAAAGAUUCUAAAGCUAAUGAAUGGUGAGGUUCAAUACAUCCGAGAGUCAGAACGGUCCUAUUUCCUCAUCAUUCUCGAACUCCCCGUUCCUCUGAAACGCGCUUUAUCAACCGCUAGCGGCAGCGGCGACAUGAUGUUGAUGAUGCCAUAGUAGUCACGCAUAUAUUGGCAACGAGAGUUUGUAUCAUUGUAUGUGUAUGUGUGUGUGAGUCUAACGACACCGGAGGAAGAUAGAGAGUUUUUUUGUUUCCGGUGAGAUUAGUAGAGAAGAGGAAGGAUAUUGUUUGCGUUUGGCUCGCCGGAAAAGAAAAAUGUAACUGUAGUUAUAGAGUCUGCAAGACUUGUUUUCUUUUGUUUGCCCCGUGUAUAUUGAUAACACCGAGAGAGGGAAAAGAAGGAGAAAAGAAGAGAGAUAUUGAUCGAUUGAUCAAUCCAUUUUAAUUGUUACUUGUUAUUUCAAACAAAACUCAAGGCCAUGGCCGGAGCUUAUCU
Eutrema salsugineum is the source of this 3947-nucleotide messenger RNA. Its product is annotated as phytochrome B. The coding region runs from base 508 to 3606 and encodes 1032 amino acids. Gene Ontology annotation, biological process: regulation of DNA-templated transcription; detection of visible light. Lineage: Eukaryota; Viridiplantae; Streptophyta; Magnoliopsida; Brassicales; Brassicaceae. Gene Ontology annotation, molecular function: protein binding. The record is from RefSeq and is a predicted model, not a curated record. The transcript has 5 exons.